ACGCGCAGCUGUGUCGUUAAAGUUCCUGGGGUGGGGAAAUUUCGCUGGGCACGGGUGUUAGGAGAAAUAACCAACAACGAAAACACUUUCAGCUUUAGCUUCUGCGCUGCCUGGCCUGCUGCCAACUCGCUAUGGAGAGGAUUGGCUCCCUCUCCCCUUUCCUCUCUCUCCUCCCUUCUUUCCCAAACCCAGAUACGCACACACUAACCAUCCAAGCAACAGCAGACAGAAAAGACGAAGCGGGUAGGGAAGAGUUCUCUCGGUAACUUUUGGGUUGUAAACGACGUCUUGUAUUUUAGUGAUAUUAAAAAUGCCAUACAUUUUACUUUCUGUAUUUAAUCAUUCUUACAUGCGGAGAGAGAGAAAUGUGCUGUUUUGAAAGGAAAGAAAAGCGAUAUAUUUUUUUGUGCACUUUGUGUAGUUGUAUGAGACACCUUUAUAAUCAACAUUUUGGAAUACCUACGGAAGUUUGUCGGUUUUUUUCAGGGCUCGAGUAAAAGAAAUACGGACUCCCUUGGUGCGGGCUAAGCAGUGUGACAGUAUUUCAUUUUGUCACGGUGAAUGCCCCGUUCUCUCCGCGCACGUCAGUGAAGGAUGCCAGGAUGCCUUCUCUGAUCAUUUCCCAUCUGCUCGUCAUCUGGCUGAGUGUCCAGAGGCUGGCCUGGAGCGCAGAGCGCACAUCCACGCGGGAGCGCUUCAAAGUGGUCAUCGCCCCUCUCAUCUGCAAGAGGAUUUGUUUGAAAGGCCAGUGCCAGGACACCUGUGAACAGGGCAAUAAUACCACAUUGAUAGGCGAGAACGGACAGUCAGCGGAUACUCUCACGGGCCCUGGAUUCAGAGUGGUGGUGUGUCCACUGACCUGUCUGAAUGGAGGGGUGUGCAGCUCGCGGACCCAUUGUCUGUGCCCGCCGGGUUUCACCGGUCGGCUGUGCCAGUUACCCCUACGGCAGAUGCCUGAGGCCCAGGCGGCGCGGGGCAACAAGCAACCCAUCUACACUUUGUCGGGGCAGCCGGACGGCCAGAGCCAAGGCGAGCAGGCGACCAUGGGGCGACCUCAGCUCGCCCAGACCCACUCUAUGUUCACUUUACCCCUGGGCCAAGGGGCAGGACACCACUCAUCCGAAGUGCAGUUCAAUGUGCGUGUCCACCAUGCACACGACAUGUCCGUCGUCAUCCAUUCUCUCGAGCAAUCGGAUUCCAAGCCCCCUCAUAAAACGGUGACACGCUUGACCCCUCAGAUGCACAAACCCAGGGGGCGUUGCUUCCAGGAGACCACGCCCAAACAAGCUUGUAGCAGUACACCCCUUCCUGUACUGACCAACCAGGAGGACUGCUGUGGAAGUGUGGGCAACUCCUGGGGACAAAACAAAUGUUAUAAAUGUCCAAAACUUCCAUAUGCUGGAGUGAAACUGCAGAGCAUUAUAGAGGACUAUGGUUCCACGUGCCCUCAGGGCUACAAGAGGCUCAACAGCACCCACUGUCAAGACAUCAACGAGUGCACCAUGCAAGGGGUGUGUCAAAACGGGGAGUGCCUGAACACCCAAGGUAGUUUCCUGUGUGCCUGUAAGCCUGGCUUCACCAUGGACAGGACCAGAUGUGUGGAGUCCCCGUCCCCAGUGGAGCAGGGUCAGUGUUUCCUCAUCGCCACAGAGACGGGUCGCUGUGAACACGCCUUACCCACACCCCUGUCCCAGGAGAUGUGUUGCUGCACUGUGGGGAAGGCCUGGGGCCCCGGAUGUGACAGGUGUCCCCAGGACGGCACAGCCUCCUUCAGCAAGAUCUGUCCGGCAGGGAAGGGUUACUUUCUUCAUAGUGUCCGGGAGACACUGGCGUUCCCUCCUCCGAUCCACACCGGCCCGGAGAAGGUCAUGCCGAAGCCUGACAAGAAGCCGGAGGGUGAGUCCGUGGAAGUCAAGCCCCGGGAACAGCCUCCUGAGACGACCACACCUAUGCAGCUUUCUCCAAUCAGCCCCCACGGCCCCCGGGUUCACGAGAUCAUCACUAAGCCCACACCUCCGCCCAUCGUCAGGGUGAAUCCAGACAGCGACCCCCUGGAGGUGGCCCAGACGCAGGUCUCACCGGUCACGGAUGAGUGCAGGCUGAACAGGAAUGUCUGUGGUCACGGGGAGUGUGUCAAUGUUCACACUGGCUACAAGUGUGAGUGCAAUCCCGGCUACCGGCUCAAUCCCCAGAGGAACGCCUGCGAGGAUGAUGAUGAGUGCGCCUCAGAGCCGUGCGGCCACAGCAGAGGCUUCUGCAUUAACACGGAGGGCUCCUACCGCUGCCACUGUCUCCAUGGCUACAAGCUCUCGGUGUAUCAUGGGCAGCUGAGGUGCACAGAUGUGAAUGAGUGCUUCAAGUCAGACAUCUGUGGGCAGGGCGGUCAGUGCCUUAACCUGCCCGGGUCCUACAAGUGUGAGUGUCACAAAGGCUUCAGGAGCAAGUCCCAGCGCCAGCCGGCCUGUGAAGAUAUCAACGAGUGCCUGGACCCCAGCAGCUGCCCCAAUGAGCUGUGUGAGAACAACCAAGGCUCUUAUGAAUGUGUUCCCUGCCCAGCGGGUCACCAGGCCCAAGGCGGCGUCUGCUAUGAUGUCAACGAGUGCCAGAAACGGGGGGUGUGUCCGAACGGCCACUGCGAGAACCUCCAUGGGACCUACCGCUGCCUCUGCAACGAGGGCUUCCUACCUGCGGCGGACAGCAAAGGCUGCAUGGACAUCGACGAGUGCGAGGAUGACAGACUGUGCGCCAACGGGCGCUGUGUCAACACCGAAGGCUCCUUCCAUUGCCAGUGCUACCCAGGGUACCAGCGCACCCAGGAGGGCAGCCAUUGUGAAGAUAUAAACGAAUGUGAGCGUCCCUCCAACUGCCAGAGAGGGCGCUGUAUCAACAGCAUGGGAUCCUACCGCUGUGAAUGUCAGAAGGGAUUCAUGCUGGUGGGAGGGAGGCGGUGCCAAGACAUAGAUGAAUGUGCGACAGACAGGGGUCUGUGCCAGCCCCACGGCGUAUGUGAGAACAGACAGGGCUCCUAUAUGUGUGUGUGCAAAGACGGUUUCAUCUUGUCUGAGGACAAGCACAGCUGCGAAGAGAUUGAAGUGGAUGUGGAGGAUAAAAAGGAGUGCUAUCUGAACCUGGAUGACACAGUGUUCUGUGACAGUGUCCUGGCCACCAACGUCACCAAGCAGGAGUGCUGCUGCUCUUCCCUCGGAAAGGGCUGGGGAGAUCACUGUGAGAUCUACCCCUGUCCCGUCGACCACUCAUCUGAGUUCCACUCCUUGUGCCCAGUGGGCCAAGGUUUCUACCAUGAGGAGGGCAUAACUGGUUAUAACUUGCCUGUCCACAGAGAUAUCGAUGAGUGUGCGCUGUUUUCCAAUGAGAUCUGCAAGGAAGGCCGCUGUAUGAACACACAGCCUGGCUACGAAUGCUACUGCCAACAGGGCUUCUACUACGACAACAACCUGCUGGACUGCAAUGAUGUCAAUGAGUGCCACGAUGAGUCUCUGUGUACCAAUGGUCAGUGUCGGAACACAAGAGGCUCCUUCUACUGCAGCUGUAAUUCCCCUUGGACCCCCGACGCUUCCAAAAAGAAGUGUGUGAUCCCCACAGUGGCAGGUGUGGAUGAGUGCCAAGACCCGUUGAACUGUAAGAAUGGCCACUGUGUUGACACCCCUGGCUCCUACUACUGUGUCUGCUCCCCACCCUGGAUCCUGGCCACAGACCGCAACAGCUGUGUGACCCCAGAGGAGCAGGCUGAUAUCAAUGAGUGCCAGGACCCCUCGUACUGUAAGAAUGGGAGGUGUGUGAACACGCCAGGCUCCUUUCACUGUAUAUGCACCCAGCCCCUCACCUUCAGCGCAGCGCACAAACAGUGCGUUUAUGACGACCGCACGGCGGCCCAUAAGGACGUGUGUUUCCUACAGGUGGAUGAGGACCUGAUCUGCAGCCACCCCAGGAAUGGUUUGGUGGUCACCUACUCUGAGUGCUGCUGUCACUACGGCCGAGGCUGGGGCCCCGAGUGUAGGACCUGCCCCCAGAGAAACUCAGUGAUCUUUAAUCGACUGUGUGAGAUGCACUUGGACACAGAGUCUGAUGGUGAGGGCGAUUUCCUGGCAGCUUUUGCCACCUACAACCCAGGUAUUGAAGGGGACAGUUCCGAAGAGGACUCUGAUGAGUGUAGCUGUGCCAAUGGCCGCUGUGUGCGUUCCUACUUGGGCACCAUGUGUGAGUGCAACACAGGCUUCAGGCUGGACCACUCCCGCACACGCUGCAUAGAUAUUGAUGAAUGUGCUGAACCAGGGGUCCGACUUAAUCCAUGCAAGAAUGCCCGCUGUGUCAACACCAUAGGCUCGUUCAAAUGCUACUGCAAAAAUGGCUUUGUCCCUGCACGAAGGCCCAAUAUAUGUGUACCAGGCACAAAGGCCCAACAUAUCCGCACCAGGGCUCUAUAACAACGCUAUGUCUAACAAACACACAGAUACACAUAUGCAAUCCCUCUGUCAUAUAAGUUCAACAUUCAAUAUGUGCUGUCCUUGAAGUUUCCUUUAAAGAAGCGCUGUGGUACCUUCAAGGGGCUCAUUUGAAAUGUUUGAAAUGUACAAAAUACGUUGUCAGCUCCUCAUUCACCCAAAUGAGGCUUCCAGUUUGUCUCUUAGCAACUAUUUUCCUUAUCCCUAAUUCAGAUAAUGUUUUGGAAGAAAUACAGGCAAAGGUAACAUAAUGGUUCAUGUAUUUUUGUAAUUAUUAUUUUUUUAAAUUGUAUGUCCAUUGUGUGUUUGUUUGUUACGUGUCCUUAUUUCACUGACCUUAUCGUACAUUCGUAAAUCUGAAGUCCUCCAGUUGUUUGAUGAGGAGGUUCCUGUCAAACAUACUCCUAUGUGAGUAGCAGAUCAUUAUCAUUCAUUUUAAGAUAUAUUAAAGAUGUCCUCCUUCAUUGUCCAAUUUUGUACAGUAUGUUGAGUGGAGAUUACUUUGUUGCCUUGUGGAUUGGUGCUUACUAAGCUCCUGUAAUUAUACAUUUUACAGUGUGUUUUAGAAAGAAAUUGUACAUUGGAGAACCUUUUAAGUGCCUUGUAGAUAGUUCAUGUGCAUAUUGGGUGUGUUAUAAACUAGAAUCGAGUUAAAGGAAUAGAAUGUCAUUUUGACUUAUCUUUUGGAUCCAGAGGAAAUUCUUAGGUGCAUGGUGAAAAAUUUACCCCAAAGUACAUGUUUAGUGAAUUUAACAAAAUGAAAGAAUUUGUUUGCUUACGGAUUGUAAGGAGAUAUUUGAGUAAAAAGUGUACUAAAAAACACAUAAAUAAUAAACCAAUUCAACUAC
Molecule: messenger RNA, 5311 nt
Organism: Esox lucius (northern pike)
Lineage: Eukaryota; Metazoa; Chordata; Actinopteri; Esociformes; Esocidae
Gene: ltbp3
Product: latent transforming growth factor beta binding protein 3
Exons: 29
Coding region: 603-4445 (1280 amino acids)
Molecular function (GO): calcium ion binding
Source: RefSeq, a predicted model, not a curated record